Messenger RNA from Mercurialis annua (annual mercury), 2179 nucleotides. Its product is annotated as putative clathrin assembly protein At1g03050. Gene Ontology annotation, biological process: clathrin coat assembly; vesicle budding from membrane; clathrin-dependent endocytosis. Gene Ontology annotation, molecular function: clathrin heavy chain binding; phosphatidylinositol-4,5-bisphosphate binding; 1-phosphatidylinositol binding. The coding region runs from base 236 to 1987 and encodes 583 amino acids. The transcript is spliced from 4 exons. Gene Ontology annotation, cellular component: clathrin-coated vesicle; clathrin-coated pit. The record is from RefSeq and is a predicted model, not a curated record. NCBI's taxonomy places the organism in Eukaryota, Viridiplantae, Streptophyta, Magnoliopsida, Malpighiales, Euphorbiaceae.
UUGGGAGCUCCGGAAACUUUUCUUUCCUCUUCAUUUUUUGUUUUGAGUCUUUUGCUUGCAAUCUCUUAGCUAUACUACACCAUUUUCAAUGUUAUGAACAAUUCCAUAAUUUCUAUAUUCAAUACAAUUCAUACAAAAAUUAUAUGAAAAUACCAACAAAAUUAUUCAUUCCUUGAAGGUUUUUGGCUACAAGGUGAUUGAAAUAUCAAGCGAAAGAAAAACUGUUUGAUUUGAUAUGAUGGCUCCAAGCAAAUUCAGAAGAGCCAUUGGGGCAGUAAAGGACCACACAAGCAUAGGGUUAGCCAAAGUUGGCAGCAGCAACUCAUUAUCUGAUCUUGAUGUCGCCAUUGUUAAGGCAACUCGACACGAAGAACAUCCCGCAGAAGAACGAUACGUUCGAGAAAUACUAAGCCUAACCUCGUAUUCACGCGCAUACAUCAGCGCCUGUGUCAACACCCUUUCGAGGCGCCUCAACAAGACUCGGAACUGGACUGUGGCGUUAAAGACGCUUAUACUUAUCCAACGGUUGCUUGGUGAGGGAGAUCCCGCGUAUGAGCAAGAGAUUUUCUUCGCGACGAGGAGAGGCACGCGAUUGCUUAACAUGUCGGAUUUUUGUGAUGGUUCGCGAUCGAAUUCAUGGGAUUAUUCGGCAUUUGUUCGGACUUUUGCAUUGUACCUUGAUGAAAGGCUGGAGUAUAGGAUGCAAGGACGUAGAGGGAGAAGAAGUGCAUUUGGAAUUGAGGAAGACGAAGAAGAGGCCACGUCAUCCACGUAUGUGAGGUCUACUCCUAUUCGCGAGAUGAAGACGGACCAUGUUUUCUCCAGGAUUCAACAUUUACAGCAGCUUCUUGAGCGUUUCUUGGCUUGUCGUCCUACAGGUGCAGCAAAGAAUAAUAGAGUUGUGAUUGUUGCUCUAUACCCAAUCGUGAAAGAAAGUUACCAAUUAUAUUACGACGUAACAGAGAUCUUGGGCAUCUUAAUUGACCGAUUCAUGGAGCUAGAGAUUCCCGACUCGAUCAAAGUUUACGACAUCUUCUGUCGAAUCUCCAAACAAUUUGAAGAACUCGACAAUUUCUAUACAUGGUGCAAGACUAUUGGCAUUGGACGAUCUUCGGAGUAUCCAGAAGUCGAAAAAAUUACGCAUAAAAAGCUCGAUCUCAUGGAUGAUUUUAUCAAAGAUAAAUCCGCACUGGCUCAAACCAAAAAAUCUCUAACAUUUGAACAGAAGAUGAAAGAAUUAUCUAAGAAACCAGCAGAAGAAAAUGAAGUUGACAUGACCGAAAUGAAGGCAUUGCCGCCUCCCGAGGGUUUUCUUGCGGAAGAAGUAACACAGGAUCCUGAUGUAAAAGUUGAUAAGCAAGAUGAAGAACAAAUACUCACUACUGUUACUCCAAAAGAGGUCGAUUUGUUGAACUUAAGUGAAGGCGCAGUGUCGAUUGUAGAUCACGAAAACCAAUUCGCUUUAGCUUUAUUUGAUGGAGGAGGCGGAGGAGGAGAUCCAGGAACUGACACACCGCCGCCAUGGGAGGCGUUCGGUGAUGAUACCAAGGACUGGGAGACAGCUUUAGUUCAGUCCGCGAGUCAUUUGGCGAAUCAAAAGGCGACACUUGGGGGUGGUUUGGAUAUGAUGUUGCUUGAUGGCAUGUAUCAACAAGGGGUAACAAAUGCAGUUGUGGGUUAUACAGGAAGUGAUAGUAGUGUUGCUCAUGGAUCAUCCGCCGGAAAGCAGGCAAUGCUAGCAUUGCCCGCUCCACCGACGGAAGACGGCGGUGGUAGUAAUAACAAUAAUGCAGACCCAUUUGCAGCUUCGCUUGUCGUUGCUCCGCCGCCGUAUGUGCAAAUAUCGGACAUGGAGAAGAAGCAAAAGCUAUUGGUAGAAGAGCAACUUAUGUGGCAGCAAUAUGCUAGGGACGGUAUGCAAGGACAAGUUGGUAUGGUUAAACUGCAACCCAAUUCAUUUAAUAUGGGAAGUUAUACUAAUGGAUGAAUUUAUCUAUAUAUAUAUGGUAAUGUAAGACCUUCCUAUUUCAUACUACGAAGCUCAAUUUUGUAAUUAUUAAACUUAGAAUUCACACUUACUUUAGUUUACGUCAAACAAACAAAUGUACGUACCCAGAUCAUGCAUUAUUAUUUAAAUCAGUUGUAUAUCACUGAAUUUUGAAUAUGAUCUUUUUGUUUC